Uloborus diversus is the source of this 2000-nucleotide messenger RNA. RefSeq names its product prolyl 3-hydroxylase 1-like. The record is from RefSeq and is a predicted model, not a curated record. Gene Ontology annotation, biological process: collagen metabolic process. Bases 1 to 1977 code for a protein of 658 amino acids. Gene Ontology annotation, molecular function: L-ascorbic acid binding; oxidoreductase activity, acting on paired donors, with incorporation or reduction of molecular oxygen; protein binding. The transcript is spliced from 13 exons. NCBI's taxonomy places the organism in Eukaryota, Metazoa, Arthropoda, Arachnida, Araneae, Uloboridae.
AUGUAUUACAUUCUUGUGUUACUUUACUUCACGUUUUCUCUCAAUUUUGUGAACUUGGAAAAUUCGUCCGGUUUUUCAAAAAUAACGUAUGAAAACUUUUUUAAAGCAGGUGUUGAUGCCUAUUUAGAGAACCGGUGGAAAGAUUGUGUGACAUUGUUUGAAAAAUCAAUUGAAGAUUAUAUUUAUUAUACAACUGUCACAGUUCAGUGCCGUAAGAAGUGCGAAUAUCCCAAUUUAGAUAAUGUGUGGAAGGAAAAUAUAAACAUUUCAGACAUAUGGGAGUUCCAGACGUUUAUAACCGCAAAAGCGUUAUGUCUUAUGAAAUGUCAAAAAUCUUAUUUUUUAAAUCGGCCUAAAAUAUCGAAAGAAGUAGAUGCUGAUUUUGAAAAGAAAGUUCCCUACAAUUAUUUGCAACUUUGUUAUUUUAAGAUGAACGAAGUGGAAAAAGCUGCCUCAUGUGCUUACACUUUUCUUAUCCAUAAUCCAGGGCAUGAAGUAAUGAAGUCAAAUCUUCAGUAUUAUUUAUCCAUGUCAAACAUUGAUGUUGACAAAAUCAAGUAUUUAGAACCAAAGAACUAUCAGGAUCUUUUCUUGAAAGGAGCACUUCUUUAUUCGGAAGGAAAAUUUGCUGACUCCAUAGAAGUAAUAGAAGCUUCUCUGAAAGAAUAUCUGAUUGCUGAAGAAAAUUGUCGUUUCCUGUGUGAAGGAAGCUUGCCAGAAUUAAUGCAAGAAGAAUUAUUUGUAUCAAUAACUAAUCAUUGGACGUAUUCAUUGAGAUGCAAAUUGAAUUGUCCUAAGAAACUAUCUUACAUGUUUGGACAAAAGCAUGAUCAAUUAUUUACAAAUCAUUAUCACUACCUGCAAUUUAAUUAUUAUAAAGUUAAUAAAUUUAAAGAGACAUGUGCAGCUGUACAAUCAUUUUUACUUUUUCAUCCCAAUGAUGAGACAAUGCUAGCUAACAAGCAUUUUUACGCAUCCCAACCAUCCAUUUCUGAAGAUUGGUUCACUCCAAGAAAGGAAGCAGUUGAUUACUAUACCCAAUACAAAAGAGAAUCUAAUUUACUGGAAGCAAUUGAAAAUUUCUUCAAACUUGAAAACACUUCUGAGACAUCAAAGUCUCCAAUGCCUCCACCUGGGUCAUCUGCAAAGGCUGCAACCUUUAGUCAUGAGAAUUUAGGCAAGAAGAAAGACAAGCUUUCUGAAAAAGAGAUAACAGCAUGGUUCAAAUCUUCUGAUAUACUUCCUCUUAUGAAAGAAAGAGAAUUGAAUGGAUCAAACCGAGUCGUUUUCUCCAACGUAGUUUCUGAAAAUGAGUGUCAGCAACUGAUGGAUUUGGCCGAGGGAGGUGGUUUAUAUGGUGAUGGCUACAAUGGAAAAGAAUCUCCGCAUACACAGUUUGAAAUGUUUGAAGGCUUAACUGUUGCUAGAGCUGCUAUGCUAUCUCAAAGGGGAAUUUUGAAUCCUUUGGCUGCUGAAUUGUUUUUAAAUGUCAGUGAAAAAGCUCGGAAAGCUGUUGAGGUAUUCUUUAACCUAGAAACAGAGCUCUUUUUUGCAUACACACAUCUUGUUUGUCGCACUGCUUUACCAGAUUCAACAAGUUCUCGUCAAGAUCUCAGUCACCCGAUUCAUGCAGAUAACUGCAUACUAAAAUCCACUGGAGAGUGCCUUAAAGAAAAGCCUGCUUAUACUUGGAGAGAUUAUAGCUCUAUUGUUUAUUUAAACGAAGAUUUUGAAGGUGGAGAAUUUAUAUUUGCAAAAAAUAAGAACAAGAUACAGGCUAGUAUCAAACCAAAAUGUGGUCAUAUGGUUGCGUUUUCUGCUGGCAAAGAAAAUCUUCAUGGGGUUAAAGCAGUUAAGAAGGGUCGCAGAUGUGCUCUUGCCAUGUGGUAUACCCUGAAUUCCUUCUAUCGGGAGAGAGAAAGAGAUUUUGCUGAAACAGUGCUCCAUGGAUAUGGUCCCUCCAUUUUGGAACGAUAAAAUUUGCGAAUGGAACAAAAAGA